UCGGCCGCCCGCGCCGGCUGCGCUGUCCAGGGGAGGAGAGGGAGCCCCAGGCGCGAGCCGGGACCCGCAGCCACAACUUCUCUCCCGUCCUCUCCUUCCCCUCGUCCCCCGACCCGUCCCCUUCCCCAUCCUCUGAUCCUUACCUUCUUUAAGGCGUCAGCCCCCCAGGAGGCACUGGAAAGGAAUCCUCCCGCAGGUUUCGAAGAGAACUAGGUGGCAACUUGCCUCCUGGUGAGGGCGUCCCUCCCCGCACCGUCUCAAGAUGCUCAGGGGUCCGGGGCCCUGGCUGCAGCUGCUGCUGCUGGCCCUCUUGUCCCUGUGGUCAGCGGUGUCCUCCACCGAAGCCUGGAGGGGCAAGAGACAGGCUCAGCAAAUCAUUCAGCCCCAGUCCCCGUUGCCUGUCAGCCAAAGCAAGCCUGGUUGUUUUGACAAUGGGAAUCACUAUCAGAUAAACCAACAAUGGGAACGCACCUACCUGGGCAACACCUUGGUUUGUACCUGUUAUGGAGGGAGCCGAGGCUUUAACUGCGAGAGUAAACCUGAACCUGAAGAGACUUGCUUUGACAAGUACACUGGGAAUACUUACCGGGUGGGGGACACCUAUGAGCGCCCUAAGGACUCCAUGAUCUGGGACUGUACCUGCAUCGGGGCUGGACGAAGAAGAAUAAGCUGUACCAUUGCAAAUCGCUGCCAUGAAGGGGGUCAGUCCUACAAGAUCGGUGACACCUGGAGAAGACCACAUGAGACCGGUGGUUACAUGUUAGAGUGUGUGUGCCUUGGUAACGGGAAAGGAGAAUGGACCUGCAAGCCCAUAGCUGAGAAAUGUUUUGACCACGCUGCUGGGACUUCCUAUGUUGUCGGGGAAACCUGGGAAAAGCCCUAUCAAGGCUGGAUGAUGGUGGAUUGCACUUGUCUGGGAGAAGGCAGUGGACGCAUCACCUGUUCCUCUAGAAACAGAUGCAACGAUCAGGACACUAGGACAUCCUAUAGAAUUGGAGACACCUGGAGCAAGAAGGACACUCAGGGGAACCUGCUCCAGUGCAUCUGCACGGGCAACGGCAGAGGAGAAUGGAAGUGUGAACGGCAGACCACAUCCACCAGAUCUGGCCCUGUCACAGAUGUCCAAAGGGCUGUUUUCCGCCAUCAGCCAAACCCCCAGCCUGUUCCAUAUGGUCACUGCGUCACAGAGAGUGGUAUGGUUUACUCAGUGGGGAUGCAGUGGCUGAAGACACAAGGCAAUAAGCAGAUGCUUUGCACUUGCCUGGGCAAUGGAGUCAGCUGCCAAGAGACAGCUAUAACGCAGACUUACGGUGGCAAUUCAAACGGGGAGCCAUGUGUCUUGCCAUUCACCUAUAACGGCAGGACCUUCUACUCCUGCACCAAUGAAGGGCGACAGGAUGGGCAUCUCUGGUGCAGCACGACUUCCAAUUAUGAACAAGACCAGAAAUAUUCUUUCUGUACAGACCAUACUGUGUUGAUUCAAACUCGAGGUGGAAAUUCCAAUGGUGCCUUGUGCCACUUCCCCUUCGUAUUCAACAACCGCAACUACACUGACUGUACUUCUGAGGGCAGGAGAGACAACAUGAGAUGGUGCGGAACCACGCAGAAUUAUGACACUGACCAGAAGUUUGGAUUCUGUCCCAUGGCUGCCCAUGAAGAAACCUGUUCAACCAAAGAAGGUGGCAUGUAUCGUGUUGGAGACCAGUGGGAUAAAAGGCAUGCCAGGGGGCACAUGAUGAGAUGCACAUGUGUGGGGAAUGGUCGCGGGGAAUGGACCUGUGUCGCCCACUCCAAUCUCCAAGAACCUUCAACCCAUCCUGUUGUUUCGAAAAUAGAAGAAUGCAUUGUCGAUGGCAUCACUUACAAUGUGAAUGACACCUUUCACAUGCGUCAUGAAGAGGGACACAUGAUGAACUGUACCUGCUUUGGUCAGGGCCGUGGCAGAUGGAAGUGUGAUCCCAUUGACCAAUGCCAAGAUUCAGAGAGCCAAACAUUUUAUCAAAUUGGAGACUCAUGGGAGAAAUAUGUGCAUGGCGUCAGGUACCAGUGCUACUGCUAUGGCCGUGGCAUUGGGGAAUGGCAUUGCCAGCCUUUACAGACCUAUCCAGGCACCUCUGGUCCUGUCCAAGUAAUCAUCACGGAGACCCCCAGCCAUCCCGACUCUCACCCCAUCCAGUGGAAUGCACCAGAACCUUCUCAUAUUACCAAGUACAUUCUCAGGUGGAAACCCAAAAACUCUCCAAACAAGUGGAAGGAAGCCAUCAUUCCAGGCCACCUAAACUCAUACACCAUUAAAGGCCUGAAGCCAAAUGUGGUAUAUGAAGGGCAGCUCGUGAGUGUCCAGCAAUACGGCCACGAAGAGGUGACCCGCUUUGACUUCACCACCACCAGCACGAGCCCAGGAGUGAGCAGCAACACAAUCUUCCCUCCUGUUGUGGCCACUUCUGAAUCUGUGACUGAAAUCACGGCCAGCAGCUUUGUGGUCUCGUGGGUCUCAGCCUCGGACACGGUGUCGGGAUUCCGUGUGGAAUAUGAGUUGAGCGAAGAAGGGGAUGAGCCUCAGUACCUCGAUCUUCCAAGCACAGCCACUUCUGUGAAUAUCCCUGACCUGCUUCCUGGCCGCAAAUACAUUGUAAAGGUCUAUCAGAUAUCUGAAGAAGGAGAGAAGAGUUUGGUCCUGUCUACUUCGCAGACAACAGCACCUGAUGCCCCUCCUAAUCCCACCGUGGACCAAGUUGAUGACACCUCAAUUGUUGUUCGCUGGAGCAGGCCCCAAGCCCCCAUCACAGGAUACAGAAUUGUGUAUUCACCAUCAGUAGAAGGUAGCAGCACAGAGCUCAACCUUCCUGAGACUGCUAACUCUGUCACUCUCAGUGACUUGCAACCUGGCGUUCAGUAUAAUAUCACUAUCUAUGCUGUGGAAGAAAAUCAAGAGAGUACUCCUGUUUUCAUCCAACAGGAAACUACCGGUGUCCCUCGUCCAGAUAAAGUUCUCCCUCCCCGGGACCUGCAGUUUGUGGAGGUGACAGACGUGAAGAUCACCAUCAUGUGGACAGCCCCGGAGGGUGCUGUGACUGGUUACCGUGUGGACGUGAUCCCUGUCAACCUGCCUGGAGAACACGGGCAGCGGCUGCCCAUCAGCAGGAGCCCCUUUGCAGAAGUCAUUGGGCUGUCCCCAGGGGUCACUUACUACUUCAAAGUCUUCGCCGUGAACCACGGGAGGGAGAGCAAGCCUCUAGUGGGACAACAGACAACUAAAUUGGAUGCUCCCACUAACCUCCAGUUUAUGAAUGAAACGGACUCGAGCGUGAUAGUGACCUGGACUCCUCCUCGAGCCCGGAUAGCCGGGUACCGGCUGACCGUGGGCCUGACCCGGGGAGGCCAGCCCAAGCAGUACAACGUGGGGCCCUCCUCCUCACAGUACCCGCUGAGGAAUCUGCAGCCUGGGUCUGAGUACACCGCCACCCUCGUGGCUGUGAAAGGCAACCAGCAGAGCCCGAGGGCCACUGGAGUCUUCACCACACUGCAGCCCAGAGGCUCCGUUCCGCCUUACAACACGGAGGUGACCGAGACCACCAUUGUGAUUACAUGGACGCCUGCCCCGAGGAUUGGUUUUAAGCUGGGUGUACGGCCAAGCCAGGGAGGGGAAGCACCGCGAGAAGUGACUUCAGACUCGGGAAGCAUUGUUGUGUCUGGCCUGACUCCAGGUGUGGAAUAUGUGUAUACCAUUACAGUCCUCAGAGAUGGGCAGGAGAGAGGUACACCCAUCGUCAACAAAGUGGUGACACCGUUGUCUCCACCAACCAACUUGCACCUGGAGGCAAACCCUGACACGGGAGUGCUUACAGUCUCGUGGGUAAGGAGCACCACCCCAGACAUUACUGGUUAUAGAAUUACCACCACCCCGACAAAUGGCCAGGAGGGAUAUUCUUUGGAAGAAGUGGUCGGUGCGGAUCAGAGUUCCUGCACUUUUGAAAACCUGAAUCCUGGCCUGGAGUACAAUGUCAGUGUUUACACUGUCAAAGAUGACAAGGAAAGUGUCCCUAUCUCUGAUACCAUCAUCCCAGCUGUACCUCCUCCCACUGACCUGCGAUUCACCAAUGUUGGUCCAGACACUAUGCGUAUCACCUGGGCCCCACCUCCAUCCAUUGAAUUGACCAGCAUCCUGGUACGCUACUCACCUGUGAAAAAUGAGGAAGAUGUGGCGGAGUUGUCAGUUUCCCCAUCAGACAACGCAGUGGUCUUAACAAAUCUCCUGCCUGGCACAGAAUACGUAGUCAGCGUCUCCAGUGUUUAUGAACAGCACGAGAGCACGCCUCUCAGAGGAAGACAGAAAACAGGUCUCGAUUCUCCAACUGGCAUUGACUUUUCUGAUAUCACUGCCAACUCUUUCACUGUCCAUUGGAUUGCUCCUCGAGCCACCAUCACUGGCUACAGGAUUCGCCAUCAUCCUGAGCACACAGGUGGCCGACCUCGAGAAGAUCGAGUGCCGCCGACUCGGAACUCCAUCACCCUCAGCAACCUCAACCCGGGUACAGAAUAUGUGGUCAGCAUUGUUGCACUAAAUGGCAGAGAGGAAAGUCCCCCAUUGGUUGGCCAGCAAUCAACAGUUUCUGACGUUCCAAGGGACCUGGAAGUUGUUGCCAUGACCCCCACCAGCAUGCUGAUCAGCUGGGAAGCUCCUGCUGUCACAGUGAGAUAUUAUAGGAUCACCUACGGAGAAACAGGAGGAAAUAGCCCCCUGCAGGAGUUCACGGUGCCUGGGAGCAAGUCGACAGCUACCAUCAGUGGCCUUAAACCUGGAGUAGACUACACCAUCACCGUUUACGCUGUCACUGGCCGAGGGGACAGCCCAGCGAGCAGCAAGCCAGUUUCCAUUGAUUACCGAACAGAAAUUGACAAACCAUCCCAGAUGCAAGUGACUGAUGUUCAGGACAACAGCAUCAGUGUCAGGUGGCUGCCUUCAAGUUCCCCUGUUACUGGUUACAGAGUGACCACCACUCCCAAAAAUGGCCUGGGACCAACAAAAACUAAAACUACGGGUCCAGAUCAAACAGAAAUGACUAUUGAAGGCUUGCAACCCACAAUGGAGUAUGUGGUUAGUGUCUAUGCUCAGAAUCAAAAUGAAGAGAGUCAGCCUCUGGUCCAGACUGCAGUAACCAACAUUGAUCGCCCUAAAGGACUGGCAUUCACUGAUGUGGAUGUCGAUUCCAUCAAAAUUGCUUGGGAAAGCCCACAGGGGCAAGUUUCCAGGUACAGGGUGACCUACUCAAGCCCUGAGGAUGGAAUCCAUGAGCUAAUCCCUGCACCUGAUGGUGAAGAAGACACUGCAGAGCUGAAAGGCCUCAGGCCUGGUUCUGAGUACACAGUCAGUGUGGUUGCCUUGCACGAUGAUAUGGAGAGCCAGCCCCUGAUUGGAACCCAGUACACAGCCAUUCCUGCACCAUCCAACCUGAAGUUCACUCAGGUUACACCAACGAGCCUGACUGCCCAGUGGACAGCACCCAAUAUUCAGCUCACUGGCUAUCGGGUGCGGGUGACCCCCAAGGAGAAGACAGGACCAAUGAAAGAAAUCAACCUUUCUCCUGAUAGCUCAUCUGUUGUUGUGUCAGGGCUCAUGGUGGCCACCAAAUAUGAAGUGAGUGUCUAUGCUCUUAAGGACACUUUGACAAGCAGGCCAGCUUAUGGAUUUGUCACUACUCUGGAGAAUGUCAGCCCUCCCAGAAGGGCUCGUGUGACAGAUGCUACUGAGACCACCAUCACCAUCAGCUGGAGAACCAAGACUGAGACGAUCACUGGCUUCCUGGUUGAAGCUAUGCCAGGAAAUGGCCAGACUCCAGUUCAGAGAACCAUCAGUCCAGAUAUCAGGAGCUACACCAUCACAGGUUUACAGCCCGGCACUGACUACAAGAUCUACUUGUACACCCUGAACGACAAUGCCCGGAGCUCCCCUGUCAUCAUCGACGCCUCCACGGCCAUCGAUGCACCAUCCAACCUGCGCUUCUUGGCCACCACACCCAACUCCUUGCUGGUGUCAUGGCAGCCGCCCCGGGCCAGGAUCACUGGUUACAUCAUCAAGUAUGAGAAGCCUGGGUCCCCUCCCAGAGAAGUGGUCCCUCGGCCCCGACCUGGUGUCACUGAGGCUACUAUUACUGGUCUGGAACCAGGAACUGAGUACACAAUCCAAGUCAUUGCCCUGAAGAACAACCAGAAGAGCGAGCCUCUGAUCGGGAGGAAAAAAACAGAUGAGCUUCCCCAACUGGUAACCCUUCCACACCCCAACCUUCAAGGACCAGAGAUCUUGGAUGUUCCCUCCACAGCUCAAAAGACCAAUCCUGAUGGAACUGAAAAUGGUAUUCAGCUUCCUGGCACUUCGGGUCAGCAGCCCAGUGUUGGGCAACAAAUGAUCUUUGAGGAGCAUGGUUUUAGGCGGACCACACCGCCCACAACGGCCACGCCUAUAAGGCAUAGGCCAGGACCACGUGAGGAGAUCCAAAUUGGUCAUGUCCCCAGGGGAGAUGUAGACCACCAAAUCUACCCUCACGUUGUGGGACUCACUCCAAAUGCUUCUACAGGACAAGAAGCUCUCUCUCAGACAACCAUCUCUUGGACCCCGUUCCAGGAAAGCUCUGAGUAUAUAAUUUCAUGUCAUCCAGUUGGCACUGAUGAAGAACCUUUACAGUUCCGAGUUCCUGGAACUUCUGCGAGUGCCACCCUGACGGGUCUCACCAGAGGGGCCACUUAUAACAUCAUUGUGGAAGCACUGAAGGACCACCAGAGGCACAAAGUUCGGGAGGCGGUUGUCACUGUGGGCAACUCGGUUGAACCUAUGGAGGACUCCUGCUUCGACCCCUACACCGUUUCCCAUUAUGCCGUUGGACAGGAGUGGGAGCGAUUGUCCGAAUUGGGCUUUAAACUCUCGUGCCAGUGCUUAGGCUUUGGCAGUGGUCAUUUCAGAUGUGAUUCAUCUAAAUGGUGCCAUGACAAUGGUGUAAAUUUCAAGAUUGGAGAGAAGUGGGAUCGUAAGGGAGAAAAUGGCCAGAUGAUGAGCUGCACGUGCCUUGGAAACGGAAAAGGAGAAUUCAAGUGUGAUCCCCAUGAAACCACGUGCUACGAUGAUGGGAAAACGUACCAGAUGGGAGAACAGUGGCAGAAGGAAUAUCUCGGCGCGAUCUGCUCCUGCACCUGCUUUGGCGGCCAGCGGGGCUGGCGCUGUGACAACUGCCGCAGACCAGGGGCUGAGCUCCAUCACGAAGGCUCUCCCGGUCACUCCUACAACCCGUACUCGGAGAGAUACCAUCAGAACUCAAACACUAAUGUCAACUGCCCCAUUGAGUGCUUCAUGCCCUUAGAUGUACAGGCUGACAGAGACGAUUCUCGGGAGUAGUAUUUCCAACCCAGAAAACCAAGCAUGGAUCUCUGCCAAGGUCCAUCCAAACUGGAGCGACAAGAGCAGACCCCAUCUUAGAGUGUUUGUUUCUUUCUUAAGCCCUUUGCUCUGGAGAGUAACUUCUCCAGCUUCAGCUCAACUCACAGCUUCUCCAAGCAUCACCCUGGGAGUGUUUUGAGACUUUUCUCACAAAAGGGGGCAGUACAUUGCCUGUUCUGUUCCAAAAGUAUUCGAUACCACUCAGUAUUUUAAAUGAUUCUAACUUGUGAUUUGGGAUCAGUAGGGAAGCACAUGCAAACCACCUAGAUGCAAAUGUACUGAAAUGAUAUUACCAAAACUUUAAGUAGGAAAGUUACCCAAACACUUCUGCUUCCAUUUAACUGUCUGGCCCGCAAUACUGUAGGAACGGCAUGUCCUUGUUACUGUGAUAUUUAAAAUAUCCGCAGUACUCACUUUUUCCAAAUGAUUCUAGUAAUUGCCUAGAAACAUCUUUCUCUUACCUGUUAUUUAUCAAUUUUUCCCAGUAUUUUUAAAUGGAAAAAAAUUGCAUUGAAGACACUUAGUAUGCAGUUGAUAAAAGGAAUUUGGGUUAAUUGUGGUUGGUGACUAUUUUUUAUACUGUACAUGCCAAAGCUUUACUACUGUGGAAAGACAACUGUUUAAUAAAAGAUUUACAUUCCACAACUUGAA
Messenger RNA from Pteronotus mesoamericanus, 8080 nucleotides. It is a transcript of the gene FN1, whose product is annotated as fibronectin 1. NCBI's taxonomy places the organism in Eukaryota, Metazoa, Chordata, Mammalia, Chiroptera, Mormoopidae. The record is from RefSeq and is a predicted model, not a curated record. The coding region runs from base 263 to 7387 and encodes 2374 amino acids. Gene Ontology annotation, cellular component: extracellular region. Gene Ontology annotation, molecular function: extracellular matrix structural constituent; integrin binding; proteoglycan binding. Gene Ontology annotation, biological process: cell-matrix adhesion; cell-substrate junction assembly; heart development. The transcript is spliced from 45 exons.